GCUAAAUGUGCAAUUCUGAGUUUGUGCCGAACAUGCAAAGAAGAAAUAGGUGUAUCAUGAUGUUUAUAGAGAUGAGGUUGGUGUCGUUGUGGGUAAUGUUGUUGGUUUUGGCUAGUAAGUGCUAUGGGUGUUUGGAGCAUGAGAGGGUUGCUCUUCUGCAACUAAAAGCUUAUUCCAUCAAACACAGCAAUGUCCUCCCAACGUGGGUGGAGGCUUGGGAGGGUGAAACGACGACUGACUGCUGUAAGUGGGAACGAGUCAAGUGCAACGCUACAACAGGGCGAGUGAUCCAACUCUCACUCAAUUCUGCAGAGAAUUAUUGGAACUUAAGAGAUUGGUAUCUGAAUGCCUCCAUGUUUCUUCCAUUUGAAGAACUUGAAAGUCUCGACUUAUCAAACAAUGGAUUAGCGGGUUGGCUUGAGAAUGAAGGUUUUGAGAAGUUGGGUGAAUUAACAUCUCUAAAGUCUCUAAAUCUAACUUCUAAUUAUUUGAAGGGAACUAUUCAUAUUAAUGAUCUUAAAGGUUUCAAUAACUUGGAGCAGCUUGAUAUUAGCGAUAAUCAGUUUGAUGGUUUCAUUACUCACUCAGAUUUUGAAAGACUAUUUGUGUUAGGCAAGUUGGAGCUACUUAGAUUGGGUUGGAAUUCAUUCGAUAAUAGCAUCCUACCAUCUCUUGGUGUGCUCUCAUCACUCAAAACUCUAUCCCUACAUUGGAACCGUUUGAAUGGAUCAAUUGAUAUAGGAGAAUUCUGCAAUAUGAACUUAAAGGAGCUGGAUUUGACUGAAAAUUUUAUAGAAGAUAUAAAAGGUUUUGAACGACUAUCUGUGUUAGACAAGCUGGAGCUACUUAGAUUGGAUUGGAAUUCAUUCAAUAAUAGCAUCCUAUCAUCUCUUGGUGUGCUCUCAUCACUCAAGACUUUAUCCUUAUCUGGAAACCGUUUGAAUGGAUCAAUUGAUAUAGGAGAAUUCCGCAAUAUGAACAACUUAGAGAAGCUGGAUUUGAGUUACAAUUCAAUAGAAGAUAUAAAAGGUUUUGAAAGACUACAUGUGUUAGGCAAGUUGGAGCUACUUGAUUUGAGCUACAAUUCAUUCAAUAAUGGAAUCAUACCAUCUCUUGGUGUUCUCUCAUCACUCAAGACUUUAAACUUACGGGGCAUCAAUUUGAAUGGAUCAAUUGAUAUAGGAGGUAAUUCUAAUAAUAAAACACUUCACAUGUUCACAACGAAACAAUCUUUCUAGCAUCAAAAUGAGUCGGUAAUCACAUGAACAAGUGCAC
Messenger RNA from Camellia sinensis, 1275 nucleotides. Lineage: Eukaryota; Viridiplantae; Streptophyta; Magnoliopsida; Ericales; Theaceae. The record is from RefSeq and is a predicted model, not a curated record.